Aplysia californica (California sea hare) is the source of this 2190-nucleotide messenger RNA. RefSeq lists its product as uncharacterized. The record is from RefSeq and is a predicted model, not a curated record. NCBI's taxonomy places the organism in Eukaryota, Metazoa, Mollusca, Gastropoda, Aplysiida, Aplysiidae. The transcript has 2 exons. Bases 215 to 1537 code for a protein of 440 amino acids.
GGUCACCGAAGGAUAGCAACAAUGGUUUGGCGCGAAACACCCUAAAAAACCGGAACGGGACGAGCUAUUUUUGACGUCACUGCCUCCUUCAAUAACCCCUUUCUUCACCAACAGACCCUCCAGUCAUCAAAUUUUCAUCCAGAUUUCCUCUCUCCAGACGGAAGAGGCGAAACCACAUGUCUAGCAGUCUCGCUAUCAGCGCCACCUUUUCGAGAUGACGUCACCACCCACGGAAAACGCGAACGCCAUGACGUCACCAGGCACGUCGUCGGCAACUACCAAGUCUUUUCAGGACCUGAGCUACAUGCACCGACCGCCGGCCAUCAUGCCUAAUUAUGGCAAAAAAUAUGGAACUGGAUUAAAGUUGAAGACUAACGUUCCCAGAGUUCUUCUGUAUGACAACGUGACACAACAAACUAUCCUUGACGUGCAACUGUCAGGCCUGGAGUCACAGCAGUGCAAAAUCAGUCGAGAGUUUGAGAUGCACAUAAGGUCCUUCCAGCAACAGCGACAAUUUCGGGACAAAGCUCUGAAAAACCUUACCAAAGUCCACCAUUCAGACGACUAUGAAGAAUUCGAGCGAGAAUUUUAUAGCAAUUUAGACAAUAAUGAUAAUAGUUUCUUGCCCAGUAUUAGUCUAAGUAAUGGCAGUGCACUUAAAAAUAAGCGCAAAAGAAAGAACAAGAAAACUUUAAGUGCCAGUUUUAAUGCUCAUGACAAACAGCAUUAUUCUCCUCAAAUCAAUGGAUUUAGUGAAAUUGAAAGUGAAACGCCCAGGAAAAAUUCGAACACUCUCCCUGCCAUCGACACAGCGUCUACUCCUUCUUUAGUCUCCGCUAAAGGCCAAGAUCUAGAAGUGACCUCUACACAACAUUUUGAGCCAAAGAGGCGCGUCGGUUUCCGAGUUGAGAAAUCAUCAUCUGGGGUUACAAGAAUUUUCCAUGCUUUGCCAACAGGGGACCAAGCAGACUCGUCAAAUGAGCCGACUCUUCAGAACGGAGAAAACUCACAAGAAAACCCGGAGAAAGAAACGAGGGACGCUAGUGAGCCGGAUAUUUCAAACACCUCGGUCCCGAUGGAUACUAGUGCUAGUGAAGCUGAAAACGUUCUUCUCACAGAAGAUCCUGGUCAUAGUCAAGGUCAUGGUCAUGCUGCUGACCAGGUGAUGGAAAACGCCGACGUGUCUACAGGCGGAAAGCGUGAGCCUUUGCUAGACCGGCGCUUCGAGAUGCUGAGGAGACUGCUGAUCCCACAGGAACCACCCAAUGAAGGUUAUACAGAACUUAGCCCAAGUUUCCCUAGGCGGUACCCAAAUUUGUCUGCCCUUGAUGAGUUUGGUCGUAUUCCUGUCGCUAGAGGAAGGAAAAGGAAGAAGAAGAAGGGAAAAAGGAAACUUGGUGACCUACAAAACUGCCUGUCUGAUGACGACACUUCUUCGUUAUCCGACGAGCAUUCAUCAGAUUCCGAGGAUGAAGAGAACCCAAAUGCGUCCGAAGCUCGAGCGAACAGUGGUCUGAUCAGAUUAGGACAGUUCUAGCCGUCAGUGGGAGGAGUACGCCAUGCUUUUGUAAUGAUCGUAAGGAGAUUCAGGAGGCACACAACUAUGUAAAAGUAGGAGAACUCAAUUAGAAAUAUUUGAUAACCUGACAUUGAUCAAAACAACAUUUCUGAAAAUUUUGCUUAGUAUAGGUCACCUUGACACUAAGGUUAUAUAUUAUGUCGUAUCGGGCGUCUCAGCGCUAACUGCUUUGCACUGAGGUGUGUUUUUUAAAUCAGGUUUUAAUUGUUUUUUUUAUAGUGCUUGGUUACUCUGCUGUCCCGAGGUAGAACAACGCAUCUGACGAAAUCGACUUUUAGUUUUACUGGUUUGUAACACUAGGCUAUCCUAGAAUUACAACGUUCUAUCUGCUCAGAGUACCUAGUUUUGUUGAGGAAUUUGAGUUAACAAUUUUUUUUGUUUUACAGCAUAUCAAGUUUUUCUGAAUGCAAUUUUUGAAAUAUCAUGAUAACGACUCCGAACGAUUUUAUGAUUAUGAUAAAGCAGAUAGAACAUUUUGUUUCUGACCCUAUGGUCUCCGUAACUCAAAAUGGCUCAAAGUGUCAUAUAGAAUUGUGUAAUUCUAAGGUAGCGACUAGCCUUGCCCAUAUCCUUUUUUGUCACGUCAGGACUAAGUAUCUACAUUCGAAAAA